GUAACAAUGCCUCUUGUUUGUUCUUGACGACAGAGGUGUGCAAAUUAUGCAAAGAACUGCAUAAAUUACGUCGGUGAUGUCCUGAAAGAGCGCGUCCGUCAUAUGGUAGCCAUGUCUAUCUUUUGUUAUGGAAGUUGUGUAGGUUUGCGUCGAAUACUCGAUAUACGGUGAGAAAACAAGGAAGGUGAGACUGAAUCGAAGAAGUGUUUAGUUUGAUUGUUUAAAAUGACGCAAACUGGGGAUUCACUACGUAAAGAACAACUGAAGGAAUUUCAACGAAAUGCGCAUCGCUUACUAUCGGACGAUGAUCGUACUUAUUUACAUUAUACGCUCAAAGAAUACCAGACUUAUAAGUCAGUGGAAAAGUUGAUGCUUGCAUUAAAAUCGUGCUUGGAUAAUCCUCGAAAGCUGGACCUUCUUGCUGACAUUCGUAACCUCAUUCCGUCAGCGCAUUUGAGCAAGUUCGAUAGUUUGGCUCCGUACAGCGAAAUGGCGCAUCCUUUCAAACCACCAAGUCAAGUAUCCACGAAUCGGAAGACUCAAAGUUUACCUCACAGUUACAAGAACAGUGAGCUGCGAACUCUUGCAAGGAGCUCUUCACCGAUUAAUGCUGGUUCUUUUAGAGUUAUAACCUUAACAAGAACUUCACCAGACGAAUCUUUGGGCUUCAAAAUAAGAGGGGGUCGUGAGAGUGAUAGUGCGGUUUGCAUUUCUGAAGUGGAUGAGAACUCAUCUGCCGCCAAACAGGGGCUCAUGGUUGGAGAUCAGUUAAUUGAAGUUAAUGGAAUAGAUUUCGAAAAAAUAACCCAAAGCUCAGCGGAGAACUUACUGGGAACGAUGAAUAAACUGAAAUUGGUUGUCAAGUCGGUGAGCGCUGUACAAGAAAUGGAUGUCUCUGACUCUUGGGGUCACAGGAAUGGAAAAGUUGUUCAGAAUGGAACUGCUGAAAUUGACAGUCUGCAGGCAAGCAGUGGCAGUGGAGGCAGUGCUAGUAUUGCUCUGCAACAUAAUUCACAUUUGCUGAACAGCGCUGAUGAGAGGAAAGUGAACCUUCAAGUGCAGUCAACAGCCAAUGGUUUUAUUGGAUUUAACCUUCGAGGUGGAAGUGAAUAUGGCUUAGGUCUAUAUGUAUCUGGUGUUGAUGCUGGCUCACUAGCAGAACAAGCAGGGUUUAAAGUUGGUGAUCAAAUCAUGGAAGUUAAUGGAAAGAACUUUGAAAACCUUAAACACAAAGAAGCUGUUGACUUCAUCAAGUCUCAAAAGCACAUCAUGGUUACACUCAAGGCUGUAGGAAGACUUCCUGAGGCAAAACAUUACCAAUCACAAAUUAGUUGGGUGUAUCCUGAUGGAACUGUAGUGAUAGAGGGUAAAGAAAAUUUCAGUAGAUCUAUCUCAGCCCCAGCCUCUCCGCUGUCUUCUCUAGAGCUUAGCCACUCUAGUACUCAGUUUUCUGACUUUGGACAUGAGAAUCCCACGAGAGAUAUGCCAAGUCCCAGACCACCAUCACGUGAAGCUGCGGUACAGACCCCUCAGCCCUCUCCUUAUCCCGUGCCAGAAGUGAAAGAGGAAGUGGUAGUAGUACAAGUGAAACAGGACUUUGCAGAUUUGGAGAGAACACAGAGCUCCAAGAGUCUGGCAACAUCAUCAACCAGCAGUGGUGGUGACAAUGAAAAGAUGAAUACGCUUCAUUCAGCGCAUUCUUUUGAGAGUGUUAACAGCAGCAGAGAGGAAGUGGCAAAGAGAUAUUCAGUGUCCAGCAUGAGCAAAGAGGAGGCCAUUUUAAGUGGUAGUGAUGGUGAACUAAAUGAUAAGAGGAAAGUGAAAAAAUCCAAGUCUUUUCUACAGAAACAUGGUGACAAAAUCAAGUCUAAGUUGAGCUUUAGGAAAAAAGGAAAACCCAAAGUUGAAGAAAGAGGUGGCUCCACAAGACAGCAGAUGUUAUUGUACAUUGAGGAAAAGGCAAAAAGGAUUCUGGUAGUAGAUGAAUACAAUGCUGUAAUCAGGCAUAUCAAACAGUAUCAAGAAGAUUCAGAUGUUGAAGCUCUUGUAAACAAGCUUCUGGCUAUACUGGACAAACCUGAAAAGGCUCUUCUGUUGAGAGAUGUUAGGACGCUAGUUUUACCGUAUGACCUUGGAAGGUUUGAUGCGAUGGUGUCAGCCCACGAGAAAGAGGCAUUAGAAUACCUCAGUGGAUUUGUCCCUGGUUCACCGACAAUAAUACCUACUGUAGCUGAGAAACCUAAACGCCAGCUUGUGGCCGCCAUCCAAGACAGCAGAGGGAGUUUUCAAUUACGAACGAAAGAGGAAGUGGAGAAGAUAAAGCAAGAAAGGGAAGAAAUGGAUAAAAAGCGUAAUCAAACGGCUUGGUUAGGGGGCAGCAUUCUGGAUCGAAACUCGCCGAGAAACCUAAACAAUCCUAACGCCAUGAUAACGCUACCGGCCAACUACACGUUAGAUACAGCGCCUGCAAGAGAUACGAGUACAACAAAUAGCGCUCCAGCAUCGUUUGAUGUCCCAGUUAUACAGGUUAACAGUGGCGAGGCAUCUGGAACUCCGAAACGCGAUGAAAACGAUAAUGAAAGACUCGUGACAAACUCGCUCCUGGUGCCUGAUAGAGUAUCAAUGGAAUACAAAGACGAUGAUGAAGAAACUGAAGCUCGGGCGGCGUCCACUUCGUCUUCAUCCGCGGGAAUAUCGAUGGCAGUUCCAGUGAUAGCUGUCUCUAGCGAGGCGACAUCAGUUACAAUACUUCUUUCCAAAAAGAGGACCAGUUUAGGUAUAAGCAUUUCAGGAGGUAAAGGUUCCAAAUCCCAACCUGAGGUCAGAGUAGAAAAAAUAUUCCCAGGUGGCGCUGCUGCCGAUGAUGGGAGACUUAAGAGCGGUGAUCAGAUCCUGUCUGUGGACGGAGAAAGUCUGCAGGACGUGACGCAUGCUGAAGCAGUGGACAUCAUUAGAAAAUCCUACAAUAACAAGUCCAAAGAUGUGAUGGAAAUCGUGGUGAUACCCAAGCAAUAACAGAGUUUUGUGUACUAUUUAUGAAUUAUAUAUAUCGUUAUGUUAAUAGAAAGGUUUAUAAAUAACUGGCAUACCACCUAAACCACAGUAAUCACUACUGACUAAACACAGCGAACGGAAAUAACGCAAUGAACCAAUCAGAACGCGGAAUGAGAACACGUGAGCGGUGCCAAUGAUUGAUGCGGAUUUUGUUCAUGAUUGGUUUAAAUGACUAGAGUAUGGCUGCUCUGGUUGGUUCAGGAGAACACGUGGCAAUAGCUUGUUGAACCUGUUAUAGAGCUUAGCAAAUGCGAACUUUACUUUCAGCAAGCAGUUGAAAACUUUCUGACGAACGUAGUUUGCAAUGACAUUCCUCGUCAAUUAAUAUAUUACUAGCAGCUUUUUAGCCCUGGAAACGUGUUUCUGGUAACGAGUGUUCGCUUCCUAUGGGGAUGAAAAGUGGCGUAGACCAAAUUUUUAAAAUAUUAUUUUCUACCUUCAUAUGCCAUGUUACAACUUAAUCCAACCAGUGUAAAUUGUUAUGCCGUGAACUUCCGUAAUCUUUAGAUUGUAGUUAAGAACUCGUCGAAGGUGUCAUCUACAUUUAUCAGCAAAUACUGGUGGUUACGACAAAUCAUGAGGCUAUGUAUCGUGUGGAUCCAGCUUACAAAAGUGCGAGCGAGUGAAAUUGUAAAUAUACCCUUAUUCAAACGAUUUUACUAUAUGUACCCUCCCCAACCUCGUCAUCACUCUUCAUGGAAAAAUACAUGUGUACCCGUUACACCAUCAUGUUCAAUUUACACCACUGGCGUGGGUUUGACAGUAUACAACCAGGCGCAGGCCGUCCUUUGUAUAAAAUUAAAUAAACUUUGAAUUUAGAAACUAUCGUACAUGAACCACUUGAAAUUCCCUUGGACAGCCAUAAUCAAAAUGGACGGCAAAAGAAAACAGUCGAGACGUUUGAGAUUAGCAAAGUUAGCACAGAAGUGAAUUCGAUUCACAGUUACAUGUAAGCUUACACUGGAUGAGGAAAUAGUUGUUAGGGACCAUAUCAUUUUCAUAGUUUACAAGUAGCGUUUGAAAAGGAAAUAAGGAUUAGUAACAAUUGCGAGGACACGCAAGAGCUCUUUCCUCUAGACUUGCUGCUUUCGAAUGUAGAGAAAUAAAAUUGUUUUUUGACGAUU
Molecule: messenger RNA, 4178 nt
Organism: Orbicella faveolata
Lineage: Eukaryota; Metazoa; Cnidaria; Anthozoa; Scleractinia; Merulinidae
Product: PDZ domain-containing protein 7-like
Cellular component (GO): plasma membrane; stereocilia ankle link complex; stereocilium tip
Molecular function (GO): protein binding
Source: RefSeq, a predicted model, not a curated record